This is a messenger RNA of Sesamum indicum (sesame), 1337 nucleotides long. Its product is annotated as UDP-galactose/UDP-glucose transporter 3. Gene Ontology annotation, cellular component: endoplasmic reticulum membrane; Golgi membrane. Gene Ontology annotation, molecular function: UDP-glucose transmembrane transporter activity; UDP-galactose transmembrane transporter activity. Lineage: Eukaryota; Viridiplantae; Streptophyta; Magnoliopsida; Lamiales; Pedaliaceae. The record is from RefSeq and is a predicted model, not a curated record. Gene Ontology annotation, biological process: UDP-galactose transmembrane transport.
UCCUCUCUAUAGAAAACCUGCAUGCCAUUGCCCAACGAACAAACCUGAAGAAUUCAUUCUAUCGGCUGUGGAAAAUUGAAGAGAAGAAAGACGAGUAUUAGGGUGAUUACGGUAGAUUUUGCACGGCGGCGAUCUGGUGGUUUCCGGCGAAUCUUCUGCUGCAAUGGAGUCUCACGGCGCCGGACUCCGCCGCGUAUUUCUCCUAGCAUUUUGUGUCGCAGGAAUUUGGGCGGCUUAUAUUUAUCAAGGUGUCCUUCAGGAGACUGUGUCGACAAAGAGAUUCGGUCCUGAUAAGAAGAGGUUUGAGCACUUGGCAUUCUUGAACCUCGCUCAGAAUGUAGUGUGCCUGAUAUGGUCGUAUUUAAUGAUUAAGAUUUGGUCCAACGGUCGAAAUGGUGGUGCUCCUUGGUUGAGUUAUUGGAGUGCUGGUAUUACAAACACAAUUGGACCCGCUAUGGGGAUUGAAGCAUUGAAGUACAUUAGUUAUCCGGCUCAGGUGCUGGCAAAAUCCUCGAAAAUGAUACCAGUAAUGCUGAUGGGCGCACUAGUGUAUGGCAUCCGAUAUACCUUUCCUGAGUAUGUUUGCACAUUGCUUGUUGCUGGUGGUGUAUCCACUUUUGCACUCUCAAAGACUAGCUCAAAGACGAUCAGCAAAUUAGCAAACCCAAAUGCUCCGCUUGGCUAUGGGCUUUGUUUUCUGAACCUUGCUUUUGAUGGAUUUACCAAUGCGACUCAGGAUUCAAUUACGGCCAGGUAUCCUAAGACAAGUGCGUGGAAUAUAAUGCUUGGAAUGAACUUAUGGGGUACCAUCUACAAUAUGAUAUUCAUGUUUGGCUGGCCAAAUGCCACCGGGUAUGACGCAAUUCAGUUUUGCAAGCAGCAUCCCGAAGUAGCAUGGGACAUUCUUCUCUACUGCCUGUGUGGUGCAGUAGGCCAGAAUUUCAUAUUCUUAACCAUCAGUCGGUUUGGUUCAUUGACUAACACAACCAUAACCACAACUCGUAAAUUUGUGAGCAUAGUGGUGUCGUCCCUGCUGAGUGGAAAUCCCCUCUCUGAGAAGCAAUGGGCGAGUGUUUUCAUGGUCUUCUCUGGUUUAUCAUACCAGAUUUAUCUGAAAUGGAAGAAGCUGAAGAGAGCGCAGAAGAAAAGGAAGUCCACAUAAGCUAGCUCAAGAAUGUUUAAUACUACGAUGUAGCAAUUUUUGUUUCCAUUCUCUUCAGAUAUCGAUGUAACCCUUAAAGCAUAGUGGUUAUAUUAUCAGCACAGGUCAAUGUACUUGAAAUAGAUUUUUUAUAAAGAUAUACCAUGAAUGGCAUUUUUGCAUGUCUUUCUUGCUA